This is a messenger RNA of Amphibalanus amphitrite, 2100 nucleotides long. RefSeq names its product vegetative cell wall protein gp1-like. The transcript has 3 exons. Bases 68 to 1498 code for a protein of 476 amino acids. The record is from RefSeq and is a predicted model, not a curated record. Lineage: Eukaryota; Metazoa; Arthropoda; Thecostraca; Balanomorpha; Balanidae.
GCCGGCGCCCGGCCGCGGCGGGCCCCGCGGCGGCGGCGGAGGAGCGGGAGACUACGCCCCGCCCAGAAUGGCCGCUCAUGACGAGCAGGAGCUCAGCAGGGGCGUGAAAAAGAUGACCAUCGAGGGUCAGGAGAGCCGGAGGGGCCGAGGUGGCGGCGGAGGCGGAGGCGGCGGUACCCGCACCAGUCAGGUGCCGCCGCGCCUGCAGGAGCAGAUGUCUCGCCCGAAGCGCUACUCAUCUCAGCGUCAGCGUCAGCACGGUCAGACCGGGUACUCGGACCAGCCGGCCGGCUACCCGGAGCGGUCGCCCCAGCAGGCGGCCUACCAGGAGCAGCCGCCCGCCUACCAGGAGCACGGUCAGCCGUACUACGAGGACGAGCCGGCGGCGGCCGGGUACGGCGCCGCGCCGCCGCCGCCGCCGCCCGGCCGGCCGCCGCUGUACGCCGGCGACCACUCCACGCCCCCGCCCAUGCCGCCGGCACCGUUUGUGACUCCGGGCCUGUACGCGGCCGGCGCGGCGCAGACGCCGCCGCCGUACGCGGCCGGGUUCCCGCCGGCGCCGCAGGGUCCGCCGGCCCCGCCUCCGUUCGCCGGGUUCCCGCCGCCGCCGGCGCCGGCCGGCCCGCCCGUCCAGCCGCCGCCAGAUAUGAUGCUGCCGGUGGUGGAGAGCGGCGGGGUGACCUACUACAACACCCAGGCGCAGGUACCGCCGCCCGCCCAGCCGCUCCAGAAGCGGCCCAAGGCGGCCAUACCGAUCCUGCGUCCGCCGGAGGGCUCCGUUGGCUCAGAUGGCGAACUGGCCUCGCCCGAGAGCGGGCCGUCGGCACCUCUCAGGGACGCACCGCCGGAAUCAGACGGUGGGGAGCGGCCAGAGGCUGCGGCCGGAGAGGGUCCCGUGGGGGACGGGGCGCCCCCAGCUAUCCCAGCCGCUCCCGUGAGCGAGCCCGCCGCCGUGGAUCCCGCCCCAGCUCCAGCGGUACCGGCUGCCGCUCCGUCGCCGGCUGCAGCGGAGGCCUCCCCCUCCCCGGCGGCGGCAGACGCGGAGCCGGCUCCUUCACAAGUGCCUUCGGCCGCCGCGCCGCCCGCCGGCGACCGCCAGACAGUGCUUUCCGAGGCGUCCGUCUUACCGGCGCCAGCAGUGGCAGAGAACAGCGCAUCACCGACACCCGACGCAUCAGCGGCUGAGGCGGCAGCGCCCCCUUCCCCCGUCCCAGAGGCGGCGCCAGCCCCUUCCCCCAUCCCAGCGGAGACUGUCCCUUCCCCCGCCCCGGCGGCACCGGCCCCUGCUCCCGCCCCAGAGGCGGCAUCAGCCCCUGCCCCUACCCCGGCGGCACCGGCCCCUUCCCCGGCGGCAGAGGAGCCGUCUCCAGCCCCCGCCGUCCUGUCGUCAGCCUCCCCCGUACCCCAGAGCUCUCCCGUCUCAGAACCCCCGGUGGCCGAACCGCCCCCAGCGGCACCCUUACCGACAGCGACAGAGGCGCCAGUGGCUAGUAGCUAAUGCAAUUCGAGUAGCUGUUAUCAAAUGUAGGCGGGGCGGCGGGAGCUGCGCUAUUGUACUGCAUGCUGCGUUAACAAUGCCGCGGACUAUUUCGCGAGUCCCUCUCAGUACGCGGCGGGAGUUUGUACUUUGUAGCGAGGUUGGCUUGUGGUUCGAGGUGUGGCAGCAGGCUUGAGAGAAUUAUGUUCAGUUCCGCCCCUUCCUUUAUUGUAUAGUGCGAUUCCUGUACAGCACCUACGCUUCUUUCCUACGAGUUCGUUUCCUCGUAGUAUGACACCGGCUUCCGGCCGUGAGGCUUUAUGCGGACCCAGCCAGCCGCGUGCGGGCCUUGGCAAUGUUCUCUCCCGGUCAUGUGGACUCUGUUGGCGAGGUGGGUGCGAUUAUGGUUCCCGCAAACUGCAAACCGGGAUUGGUGCUGGCGGUGAGCUCGUCUGUUAUAGGUACUAACUGUAUUUAUGUAUCAAUUUGACGUUUCCUUACUACAGCGUGACUCGUUACUGGAAGAUAAGAAGUGACUUUGUAUUUAAGAUUUAACUAACCUUUCCUGUGUUUGAAGUUUUCUUAACCUAAGGUCAUGUUUUGUUGCAUAAACAACGAAGCGC